Metarhizium album ARSEF 1941 is the source of this 2838-nucleotide messenger RNA. RefSeq lists its product as uncharacterized. NCBI's taxonomy places the organism in Eukaryota, Fungi, Ascomycota, Sordariomycetes, Hypocreales, Clavicipitaceae. The transcript is spliced from 2 exons. The coding region runs from base 1 to 2838 and encodes 945 amino acids. The record is from RefSeq and is a predicted model, not a curated record.
AUGGCCCACGACGCCAUGGGCAUGCAGCUUGGUCCGAUCGAGGCCGUUCCUGUGCCGCCGACUCAGACGUACUCGCGCUACCGCAGCCUGCGCGGCAAGAGCGUGUCGUCGCCGCGGGAUUUCGGUGUAUUCCAGGACGACGCCGUGCCCCCGAGCGAUUCAAAUUACUCGGGCCUCGGACAAAGCAACAGCCUGAACUCUCUUAGGGGUCGUUCCAAGAGCGUUUCAACCCACGACAAUGCGACAGCAGGCUCCAAGGAACCCCUGCCCCUGCCCGCCAUGCCGCCGGCGCCAGGAGGCAUCCUGAGCCCAAGGUCCAUCAAUAUUUCCGCCCCUUCUGGCCGCAAGAUACUGGAAAACAUCAAGUCUCCCAUUUUCAGCGCGGGCCUUGGGCCUUGGAAGCCGUUUUCCAAGAUCAGCAAGUCGGCCAAUAAGGACGCGGGUGGUGGCAGUGGCACCGACGGCGGCGACUGCAAGGCGGCGGCGGGUCCUCGAGCCCAGAAGCAAGCCGAGCCCGACCAUCAGCAGGAGGGCAAGGAAAGCCAAGAGGCCUCUGGCCGAGAGGGGGACGAAGGCCAUCGCGACGGCCAAUCCAGCGACAGCCGAGGAGACCUGGCACGGCAGCAAAAGCUCGAGCGCCCAGGCGAGCCUGCCGUCGAGGACGCGCCCAACGAGGCCGGCCACGAUACACGCGGGCGCGCUUCCGACGUUCAACGACGGCAACAAGGCGACAGGGACACCGACAACCAGGCAAAUCACUUGGUAGACGAGGUCGCGCGCCUCGAAGCUGAGACGGACCGAAUCCUUGCUGAACAAAGGAAGUUGGACGUUGCACGACUUCAAGCGCAUCAACUUGUCACACCUCCGCCAAAACCCAAGCGCCAACUCCUCGACAAGCUCAUCUUCUUCUCGCGAAGUAAACGAUCUGCGGGCGGAAGCCAGCCUGCGACACCCAGCACCGUUGUGUCGGCCAUCUUCUCCUCACCAGCCACCAGCCAUUCCAGCCGUGACGACAGCAUUGCUACUGAGGAACCAGCAGCAACGCCUGGCCUGCCCGCCCCCAAGAUGGGUUUUAUUGAGCCGGGAGGCAAGGGCAUCGUCCCGCAGACGGAUGCGCCCGUGUCUGCCAGCAACGGUGGAGAGCGACGUAUAACUGUGCGAUGCUUGUCAACCACAGUCAGUUUGCCCGUGACAGCAGAUACCUCCCCUGUUGAUAUCCUCAAGGCCACGGCGGACAGGACAACACACGACAUUAGUCCAGCAACAUGCGUCAUCAUGGAGUGCUACUCUGCCCUGGGCCUCGAGCGUCGCCUCCGUCGCUACGAGCGCGUCCGCGAUGUCAUGAACUCUUGGGACCGGGACCAGCAGCACUCGCUGCUCGUCGUGAAAUGCGAAUCCCCAAACAGCGAUAGGGACCUCGACUUGGAAGCCGUCCCUCGCACCGAGCAGCCCCCACAAGGCUUUUCCAUGCAAAUGCAUUACUCGUCCAAACCCGGCAAAUGGAUCCAGCGCUGGGUGACGCUUCUCGAAAACGGACAGAUCUACGCCGCAAAGUCGCCCAAUGCCAAGGCCACGGACAAGGACAGCACCGUCCUGUGCCACAUGACCGACUUUGAUAUUUACUCCCCCAAGGAAAGCCAGACGCGCCGUGCUCUCCGGCCGCCGCACAAAUUUUGCUAUGCAAUCAAGAGUCAGCAAAAGACGGUCGUGUUUGCCAACGCCGACAACUUUGUUCACUACUUCUCGACCGACGAUGCGCGGCAGGCAGGUCGCUUUUCCGAAAAGGUGCACGCCUGGCGAAGCUGGUACCUGGUCAAUCGAAUCGUCGACCCCCAGAAGAAGCGAGUUCCUCAAAUCGAAAGUCCCAACAGGAGCUUCAAGUGUGGCAAUUCCAGCGCGCGGGCUUCUACUAUUUCGUCCAAGGGGGAUGACGAGCCCUUGAUGAAUGUCAACGCAUUCCGCAUGAGUCAGAUUGUCAUCACGCCCGAGGAGACGAGCACGGGCCGGUCUGCCUCUGUCAAGUCGAAACCUUCUCUUCAUUCCUCUGGACCUGUGAGGAAGAAUGGCCCUGCCGGCGUCGAGCUUUCCAACAAGGCUGAACCAGAGUUCGCUGCAGGCGGUUUGCUCGGCAGCGCCUAUGACAAGCUCAAGCAAAGCGAUGCUGCCUCUGCAACGUCCGGGGCAGCCUCAGAUGGGCCGUUUACCGAAGCCCCGUCUCUUCUGAACGGCGGUAUUUCCAACUCAUCGUCGGAUGCCUCUGACAAGCUCAAGAAGCAAGCCCGGGCCGAAAGGAAGAAGGUUGAAGUUGCGUCUUGGUUCCCCUCGGCGGCGGAGCACUCGGCUCGUAUUCGCAGUCAAUCCUUGCACGCACAGUCGUCGCCGUACCAGCAGCGGAGACCUAUUGCUGCCGACAUCAGGCCAAUGGUGCCAAUUAUCCGUCGCUCAGAGAAGCACCCGGCGCCUUUGCUCAGCUUCUCAAAGGACUAUCCCGAGCCUCCGCGAUUCCGCGAAGGGCCAACCAGUGUCAGGCAACUUCCUGGCCAGCCGCUGAUCAGCUACGCUACGGGGGGCUCGCCCCGGGAGGCUCGUGAUGGUGCUCCCCGAAACCGAGUGUCUCGUCGGGGAUUGCCUGCCUCAAACGGCAUUGGUUUUACCGGCCCACCGUCGCCUUCGCCUCAGCUUCCUUCUCUGCCGCCAGGAUCUCUUGGCCGUAGCAAAACGUCCUCUUCUUCAACGAAACGAUUCGGGCCUGUGGAUACUCAUCCUCAUCACCCCAUGCCUGCUGCGUCUGGCCGACGACGCCCACACGGGGAGCCGCUGGUGAACCGGGCAAAGUGA